This is a messenger RNA of Limanda limanda (common dab), 2669 nucleotides long. RefSeq names its product solute carrier family 43 member 3b (gene slc43a3b). NCBI's taxonomy places the organism in Eukaryota, Metazoa, Chordata, Actinopteri, Pleuronectiformes, Pleuronectidae. The transcript is spliced from 14 exons. The record is from RefSeq and is a predicted model, not a curated record. Bases 352 to 1830 code for a protein of 492 amino acids. Gene Ontology annotation, molecular function: transmembrane transporter activity. Gene Ontology annotation, biological process: transmembrane transport.
CUGACUUACAUGUAUGUGUUUUUAUCUGAUGGCAAAACAGAAGUGUCUGCCCCCACGCCCACCCUGUCAGCAGCGGCCGCAGCAUGUGGGUCCUCCCCGCUGGCCUCCUGCAACUUGUGGGACGAACAAUAUGUGGAUGGAGUGUACAAUGGGGAAGCAGUAAGAGGGCAUAGCUCCACGUCAUGAACCCUAAUCACAACCUAAACGAGAGCAUGGAUCUCUAAACAGGUGCUGUGUCUGUGUGUGGAUCUGUGUCUUUGUGCAGUUAAUUUCAAUGCAGGUGAAAAUAUAAAUGUUCUGUAUUAUCCUCUGCAUUUCUGUGUUUGUAAGUGAGUGAGUUUGUUUGGGACCAUGGUGGGUUUUGAGAUUGGCUUGUCAAUGCGACGCGGCCUCACCUUUGCCACGGGCCUGGUGGAGUGUCUGUGUUUUGCCGGAGCUGUGUUUGGAUGGGCUUCGCUUGUUUUCGUCUUGAAGACAGAGGGAUACUUCAGCGAUCUGUGCGUCAACACCACAGGAGUCAAUGGAACACAGGUCCUAGAUUGCAGUGGACAGGAUGAGCAGUUCUCGCUUGUCUUCACCAUCGCUUCCUUCAUGAACAAUUUCCUGACACUGACCAGCGGUUUCCUCUUUGACCGUUUCGGCACGACAGUGGCCCGGCUCUUUGGAAUAUGUCUUUACUCCACGGGCACUUUGAUGGUGGCCUUCUCCUCUUCAGCUAUUUCCAACCUGCUCUUCCCAGCUCUCACCCUCCUGGCAGUCGGUGGCAUCAUGUUUCUGAUCACCAACAUGCAGGUUGGAAACUUGUUCGGCACACAUCGCUCCACCAUCAUCACGAUCUAUAACGGAGCCUUUGACUCGUCCUCAGCCCUGUUUUUUAUCAUCAAGUUGUUACAUGAGGUCGGAGUCUCUCUCCGAUCCGCCUUCCUCUUCCUGACGGCCUGCAGCAUCAUUCAUGUGUUCAGGACUUUCUUCUUGAUGCCCAGAAGCUUCAUUCCAUACCCGCUGCCUGAUCGCUACACCUACGGGAUAACCUGUGGCAAAUCAACCGCCCUGAGCUCCAAAGUGGCAGAGAAUGGGGACACACAGCCGGAGACCGAGGACUUGCACACUCCGCCCAACAAGGACGCACCAGCGGAACAAGAGAAGAGCUUCCGGGAGUGUUUGCUGUCCAGGUUCUUUGUGUUGCACCUGCUCUGGUUGUCGGUGAUGCAGCUCAGACAUUACCUGUUUAUCGGAACCCUCAACCCCAUGCUGGAGGGGCUGACAGGUGGAGAGCCAUCGCUGGUGAGCAAGUACAUCAAUGCCUUCGCCAUCACCCAGCUGUGUGGAGUGCUCUGCGCCCCCUGGAACGGCCUCAUCCUGGACAGACACAAGGGCAAACCUCGUGCUCUGGGCGAGAGUGAACAGGAGGCAGACCUGAGGGCCACCGUGCUCUCUCUCUUCCUGACAGUGCUGCAGUGUGUGUUCUUCUCAGUUUGUGCCACCAUCCCGUACCUGCCCCUGCAGUACCUCACCUUCAUCCUGCAGGUGCUCAACCGUUCCUUCCUCUUCGGGGGAAACGCGGCCUUCAUCAGCGUGGCCUUCCCGUCACGUCACUUUGGGAAGCUCUACGGUCUGGUCAUGGCUCUAUCUGCAGUGUUUACCAUCCUGCAGUAUCCUUGCGUUUCUCUGGUGAAGGGACCUCUGGGUGGAGACCCUCUAUAUCUGAACGUGGCUCUGACGCUGCUCAGCCUGUUGGCCUUCAUCCAUCCCCUCUCCGUCUACCUGCACUGUCGAGGUCUGGCCUCGCUGCGACCCGGGAGCCAAGCCGACCCUGCCUCCUCUCAAUGACUGUGAAUUGAGACUUAGCCUAAAUUGUAUUUUUUAUCUCCAGUGAUACUGUUACCUCCUCAGUUUGUUUUUAUGGCUGUGUUGCCACAUGUGGGACAUAAAGUCCUGCAUUCAUAAAUGCGCUACAGAUUGUAGCAAAAUGUGGCAACAGUGUGCUCGCCACACACUCAAAGCUUGUUCACAGCCGUAUCAACUUUGGUUCCCAGCCUGCUGUGACUGGACAUCUGUAUACGUUACAAAUAGUUCACACAGAUGUGGUGCGAAAGGUUUUUCUUGUCUGUUUUGUGUCUUAUUUAAUGCUCCCUGGUUAUGGUUGCUUUAAAGUGCCAAACGAUGACGCCAGUUUGUUAAAAAGCUGAAAGAGAAACAUUUAGAGAGACGUAAGACACAUUUAGGAGCUGAAAUCAAAAACACCAGACAUGAAAAUGUGAAGCCCCUCUGCUCGGGCAAAGGUCGCUAUCUUUUAAUCUUUUUACAUUUGGCAUUACAAUGUGUUUUGAGGUGAUCGGAUCACAAGCUCGACCACACGGGUGCAGAUUUACUUGUGGUGGUCAGGGAAGCACUGUGACCACGUUGUAAUUGCAGGGAAGCACAGCUCUGCCCUCUGCUGGACUCUCAGUGGAGCUGUUUUACACACAAAUGUGUUCUGUCAUUCUCAGGUGUUUGGUGUUUGUGUAACACAGAAGCAGAAUUUCUAACGUCAACUCCUACCUGUAAAGUGCCAGCUAAUGUCAACAUGUAAAGAAUCAUGUGUUUCCAUUUAAUGUUUUCUUGAAAAAAUAUAAUUCCAUAUGGUGGAAGAACUUUGCUGAAAUGUAACAAUAAAUAUGCAAAUAUGA